GCAUGAUGUGUCCGUCUGACGCAGUCAGUUUCAUCCUGCCAUGCCGCGCGAGGACGCCCGCAGUCCCCAAGCCGUCACAGUCACUUCCAAUAGCGCGAAUUUCUGGCGAUUCAUCUCCGUCGUCUUUAUAGCUGCUUUUGCUGCAGUAACUUACUUUGUAUUGAGAAAGCCUAUCGACACUUUGGGGGACCCAUCUGACCAAUUCAUAGUCAAACACGUUCCUAAAUUAUACAGCCGCCCAGAACGACUGGAGCCUGAGGAACGGGACGUAUUUCAGGGGUUCCGCACGUCGUUUUUACCUCCAGAAGAACUCGUGCUAGCAAGAAGAGAAGGAAGCUCGAAAGCAGUUUAUGAAGGCAAUGUGACAAGUGAUAUUCUGAUCUGGGACAGCUCUUUAAAGAACCCUGGUAAUCCUACAAGAGUCAAACGCAAGAGUCACUUCAGCUUUACUUCUGAAGAUUAUGAUAGCCACGAAAACCGUCGCAAACCCAAAAGCGAAGCGAAUCAUGACGAUUAUGACGAUAUUGACGAUGAAAGUGAACUCGAUGAUUACUAUGACGAAGAUAAGUCUGAUAACAGUCAUUCGUAUGAGGACGAUGACGAUGUAAAAAGAAUACAUACUAAUGGAAAGUAUAUUGAAUUAAAAAGUAUAGUACCAGAGAGCCACGUUGAUAGAGGACCUUUAGACGAUGUCAUCGAACAAGUUCGCGGCCAGCCAGAACUGGAAGAAGAAGAGAUGAUCUCAUCUGCUCAUGUUUACAAGCCUUCCAAAAGUAUCUCAGGAAUACACUCCUUUUGGAAAGGCCAAGGUGACAGAGAAAGUAUAAGAACGACGCAAGCUAAUAUAAUGAAACAAUAUAUGGACGCCGAAGCCGAUCCAUGCCAUGACUUCUAUCAAUACGCUUGCGGGAACUGGGCGGUGUUAAACCCCAUUCCAGCCGAUAAAGCGGGGUACGAUACUUUUGAAAUACUAAGAGAAAACUUAGACGCAGUUCUGAAAGACUUACUAGAAUUUAAACCAUCUGAACACAUCACUAGCAAAUAUCCCGGAGCUCAUCUUGAUAUUAAAGACAAUUUCAUAUGCAAAAUCAAAAACAAAGAGCAGGACGUCAAACAGGACUCGGGCAAAUUUAAAAUUAAAGAACCAGACUACAACAAGGAUACAGAUUUUAACAGACUUUUGGAAAGUAUUCUUAGAGAAAGCUCUAAAGAUCUUUUUAAUAAAACUUCUUCUAAAAGUGAUCUUCGUGAAAAAACAGAAAUAGUAAAUCGCAUACGUAGAUAUUUGGAUAAAAAAUCGAAACGCAUCCUGAAACCAUUUUCUAACAUUAGAAACAGUUUUCUGAAACACAAUGGAAAAACUAAGCGAAACAAACUUAUAACAAGAAGAUUUAAACGACAUGCUAAACGAAGAACCAAUAAUUUUCGAAAGCGUAAUAGAAAUGAAAUUAAUCGAAAAUAUUUAAAACGAAAAAAUAUCGGCAGGAAACUAUUAUCGUAUCAGAGUUCUGAAUCAAACAAUAACAGAAUUACGAGAGAAAGUCCAAACAAAGGUGGUCAGAAAAUCGAAUUCAAUAGUGAUGAUCCUGCUAAAGGAGAUGCUGCCCUAAAAGCUAGAUUUUUAUUCCAAUCCUGUAUGAAUUACGACAUCCUAAAAAAACGUGGCCACCAACCACUAUUAGAUUUAUUGGAUAUUUUGGGUGGAUGGCCAAUACUGAAUUCUCAGUGGAACUCAAGCAACUUUGAUUGGCUUAUGCUCAUGGCAAAGCUACGUUUAUACAAUAAUGACAUUUUAAUAUCUGAAUGGGUCGGACCUGAUAUAAAAAAUUCUGAUGAAUUUAUCAUUCAAUUCGAUCAAACUAGCCUAGGUCUACCAACAAGAGAUUAUUUUCUUCAAGACUCUAACAAAAUAUAUCUGGAGGCGUACAAAAAUUAUCUAGUUAAAAUUGCCACAUUACUUGGUGGAAAUUUACUACACGUUCAAAAAAGUGCGGAUGAACUGAUUGAUUUCGAAAUCAAAUUAGCAAAAAUAACUUCAACCCCAGAAGACAGACGAAAUAUAUCCGAGCUGUAUCGAAGGAUGCCUCUUCGGAAACUUGAGGAGCUGGUUCCUGAGGUCCAGUGGACACGAUACCUGUGUAUAGUCAUGAAUCGCACAGUACAUUCUGAUGAAACUAUUGUACUAUUUGCUCUCAACUACGUCAGGCACUUGGUCCAAUUGAUAAAACAGACGGAACCCAAUAUAUUGUCAAAUUACUUAUUGUGGCGGUUCGUACGACACCGGGUGAACAACCUCGAUGACAGAUUUCAAUCGGCAAAACAACAAUUUUACUUCAUAUUGUUUGGACGAGAACAAGCACCACCAAGGUGGAAAAAUUGCAUAUCACAAGUAAACUCUAACAUGGGCAUGGCGCUAGGAUCGAUGUUUGUCCGUCAAUAUUUCGACGAGAUGAGUAAAAAUGAUACCCUGACUAUGACCAGAGAAAUACAACAAUCUUUCAGAGAACUACUAAGCAUGAUUAAUUGGAUAGAUGACAAGACAAAAAGUCUAGCAGCGCAGAAAGUAGACGCGAUGAUGCUUAGAAUUGGCUACCCUGACUUUAUUCUCAACAAAAAGGAAUUGGACGACAGAUAUAGGGAAGUCAAGAUUCAUCCUGAUAAGUUUUUUGAAAAUAUUUUGAAUAUUCUACAGCAUUUGACGAGAAUGGAACAAUUACGCAUCGGGCAGCCGGUAAACAAGACUCUCUGGAACAGCGCGCCGGCUGUGGUCAACGCGUACUACAGCCGCAACAAGAACCAGAUCAUGUUCCCAGCCGGGAUCCUACAACCACCCUUCUACCACAGACAUUUCCCAAGGUCGUUGAACUACGGCGGCAUUGGCGUUGUCAUUGGUCAUGAAAUCACCCAUGGUUUCGAUGACAAGGGUCGGUUGUUCGAUUGCUACGGCAACCUUCACCGCUGGUGGUCUGAUUCAGCUAUAGAAGCCUUCCAUCAGCGAGCGCAGUGUCUUAUCGAUCAGUAUGGUCAGUACGUGGUGCCUGAGGUCAACAUGAAGCUAAAUGGAGUUAAUACACAGGGUGAGAAUAUAGCUGAUAAUGGCGGAGUGAAGCAGGCUUUCAGGGCAUAUCUUCGGUGGCUGAAGAAACAUGGAUCUCAGGAUGAAACGCUGCCAGGCCUUAACCAUACACACACACAAUUGUUUUUCUUGAAUUUUGCACAGGUAUGGUGCGGUGCAAUGCGUCCCGAAGCGAUGCGGAACAAGCUGAAGACAGCAGUUCAUUCCCCGGGCAGGUUCCGGGUCAUAGGGACCCUGUCCAACUCACACGACUUCGCCAAGGAGUUCAGGUGUCCCCCCGGCUCGCAGAUGAACCCCGUUGAGAAAUGUAACGUGUGGUAAACGAAAACUAUGGUCAUAGUCGACUUUCACCCGAAAAAUUAACUUGAGAAGCCUCUUAAAACCUUUUUUUUUCCAAAUAACUAAUGUGCAUAAUUUUGCUAGUUCAUCACAUGUAUAUAUACUGAUCAUUUUAAUUUAUCUAUAAUCUUUCAAAUAGUACUGUUUACACUUACAUUGUAUCUAAGCUUACCACUAUACUUGCGUGACCAAAGAAAGUUUCAUUUAGUGAUUUGCCAUCAAAAAGUUAUUUAUAUUAAAUAUGCCUACCAUACCACUUAGAUCGGGGCCUCAAAUUUGGACCUACUUGGGUUUUAACAUCAUGGUGAAAAUAAACAAUACUCAUUUGUAUUUAGGUAUAUAAGUAUUGUAACUAUGUUUGAAAACGUGGUUUCUGUGAAUCGCGCUAACUUCAGCUAGAUUAACCUUAGAAAAGUGUUAUAUAUAAAUUUAUAUACCUAUAUAUACAUACGGGUUUUGUUAAAAUAUCUUAGUUUUUAAGUUUGUAUUGUGUAACCAGUCACUUUUUAGUUUUAUAUGAUGUACCUCUAUUUGUGAUAGCUCUUAGAUAUUAAAUAAAAUUUAUUUAUUUUCGAA
Plodia interpunctella (Indianmeal moth) is the source of this 3991-nucleotide messenger RNA. It is a transcript of the gene Nep4, whose product is annotated as neprilysin-4-like. The coding region runs from base 41 to 3397 and encodes 1118 amino acids. The transcript has 13 exons. Lineage: Eukaryota; Metazoa; Arthropoda; Insecta; Lepidoptera; Pyralidae. Gene Ontology annotation, cellular component: plasma membrane. Gene Ontology annotation, molecular function: metalloendopeptidase activity. The record is from RefSeq and is a predicted model, not a curated record. Gene Ontology annotation, biological process: protein processing.